CCAAAGCACCACCGGCGUGUUUGUGUGUGUGCAGGAGAGCCCCCCCGGCCCCCGGGGCGCCUGCCUGCCUCUGCCCCGGAGAUGCCGCCUUAGCCGGCCCCGGGGCGCCCCCUGCUGGCCAUGGGCUGCCAGUCCUCGACGGAGCGCGCUUCUCGCCGGCCGGGGCCGGGCUGGCCCGGGGGCUUCGCGGCAGAUUUCUUCACAAGCAGCCAUAAGGAACAGCCAGUUCACUCCCAGGCAGAGGGCCCCCUUGUGGCCCCCCAGGAGAGCCCCAGCGCCCCAGAAAAGGACAAGAGCAAAGAGAAGAAUGGCCAGGUCUCCUCCAGCGGCCUCCUCUCCAGGGCCAACCCAGGCUUCUCCUCCGGGGGCUACAACGUGACGGCCCUGGCCACGUCCUCCCUGGUGGAGCCUGCACCCCUGGGCUCCCGGUUCCUCCUCUUCCUCUGUCUCUGCCGCCGCUCCCCUCCCCCAGGCCUCGUCCAGACCAUCAAAGACCACAUCACCAAGCCCACCGCCAUGGCCCAGGGCCGCGUGGCCCAUCUCAUCGAGUGGAAGGGCUGGAGGGCCUCCCAGGCGGGCUGGGAUCCUACCCUGACAGGCGAGGAGCUCUACGCCGAUCUCACGGAUGAGCUGAAAGAGGCUCGGUUCGCUGCAGGUGUUGCCGAGCAGUUUGCCAUAACGGAAGCCACCCUGAGCGCCUGGUCCUCGCUGGAGGAAAGAGAGAUGGAUUACGGAGGGGCCACCCAAGAGGUGGUCCAGCUGCAAGACCUGGAAAGCAUCUACCUGCAGGGGAACGUCCUUUGGGGCUCAGAGGGCACUGGGGGCCCUCACGUCACAGAAAGCCUCCCGGUCUUCUCCCCGUCUGGCCAGGAGUCCCCCGUUCCAAAUGGACAUGUGUGGCCCAGGUGGGGGGAGCUGCCCCCUUCCGCCCGAGGGGAGCAGCAAGAAGAGGAGAGCAUGCCUGGAUCCCUCUGGCUUUGGCGCAGCAACACCUCCCUCCGAUACGUGGACAGCAGCUCCGUCUCUGAGGACGACGUCUUCUAUAACUAGAGGAUGGCUGCACUGGAGGCCGUGGGGGGACGGGACGGGCUGGCCAGAGGAGGCCGCUGUCCCCCUCGGUGAGCUGGGCUCCAGCCUCCUCUCCCCCCCCACCCCAAAAGAGAAGAGGAUGCCUUUUCUCUCAGAAGGCUGCAGUCCCUUUGGAGACAGGUUCCAGGAAGAGACAGGAACGGGAGGGGCUCCUGUUUGCCUCAGCUGCCUCUCAGGGAAACUCAGAAAGGGAACUGUUUUGAGAAUAUUUUUUUCCUUGAGGGGUGGGGGCAAAAAAACAGAGAUGGAGGUUAUUGUUUUUUGGACGACCAUUCUCAAUCCCAUGGCUGACGUAGUUUUAAAAAAAGCAAAACCAAAACCAACGUUGUAGCCCCUCGCCAAACACGCACACAAAGCGACAUCCUUGGCAACCCCACCCGCUCUGCUUAUGGCAAGCAAAACCCGAGGGUCCUUAGGCGGCCAUCAGCCCUGGGGUGUUUGGGCCGACCCCUCUCCUGGCUUUUGGUGCCUGUUCUGUGCUUUUGGAUCAACACGGACACACAGGCAAAGUGGCUCCUUCUGCACUCUGGGCGAGGGUGUGAGAGGGUGACCGUCUCCGCUUGGAAGCUGUCUCUGGUGACACAGCCUUGGGAGCACUGCCUUCCUCGCGCCUGCCAGAGAUUCUGACUGCAGAGGGUUCAGGUCAGCAGAGCAGGACCGGGAAGGGAUCGGAGCAGCUGAUGAUGAUCAGGCUGCAAAUCCUGGCUUGGUGGGAUGAGCCCGGCCUCCUCUUGUCCUAUCUGGCCGGUUGCUUGGAGCAGAGAUCCACUGACCACUGUCCAGGCGUGUAUGUGUGUGCUAACUAACAAUCCAGAGGAUCCCUUGAUGUUUGCUGGCAGUUUGCUGCUCACAGGCUGUCUGUUGUCUCUCUUUGGUUCCUUGUCACGUGUGUAUAUUUGUAAAUAAAAGAUACGCCGUGCAGA
This is a messenger RNA of Pogona vitticeps (central bearded dragon), 2012 nucleotides long. Lineage: Eukaryota; Metazoa; Chordata; Lepidosauria; Squamata; Agamidae. The record is from RefSeq and is a predicted model, not a curated record.